AUGGGGCGAAGUAAUCCGUUGUAUGUCACAAAAUGUCCAGUACCAUACUACGAAGUGUUCCACAAUAUAGACGAGAGAGGGGACGCUCAUUCCUCCAGGCCCUUAAUUCAAGUAGUGAGUGAUCCUUGCUUAAGUGGGAAGAAAAGGAAAAUAACCACCUUGCUUCCUCUCCUCGAUAUAGACAUUCCUAUCAGCAGUCUCCCGCCUAAGCAAAAGUAUUCCAACGAUGAAGGUGCUUUCUGUUGA
This is a messenger RNA of Danaus chrysippus (African queen), 246 nucleotides long. The record is from the annotation of a GenBank genome assembly. Lineage: Eukaryota; Metazoa; Arthropoda; Insecta; Lepidoptera; Nymphalidae.